UUUGGUUUAAUUUGCAACCGACUUGUUAAAACUUGUAAGUUUUCUAGUGUACCUAAAUUAUUAAUUACAAACUAAAAGACUUUCGGUAUUUUUAGCUUUUCAGGUUAAAAAAGUGUUUGCAGUAUUGGUUUAACUUGCACUAUUUGUUUGCUAAUAAGAAAAUAUGUGGAACGAUCAAUCUGUUGUGGGAGGUGGAUUUUUUAAUUCAACCAAUCAAUUUGGAAACGCGAAUACACCAAACCAACCACAAAAAACAAGUAGAAGAACAUCAAGAACUGCACCAAUAGUUAUCAGGCAAGCACUUCAUUCUGGUGACGGUGAUAUUACAAUAUGGGGGACAGAAAUUAUGAUAGUGUCCAUCGUUGCUCGAGUCAGAAACAUCAGGAUGCAGAGUACAAAAAUAACAUAUACAAUACAAGAUAUAACAGGAAGAAUGAGAGCUGUAUUUUGGCUGGACCAAGAAGCUAUGGAGGAAGAUGAUAAAUCAACUCCAAAAGUGCAAGUAAAUGAUUAUGUUCAGAUAUAUGGAAAUGUUAAAACAAAUAAAGGAAAGAAAGUAUUGAUGGCAUUUAAAAUAAUGCCUAUAACAGAUGUCAAUGCUAUCACAUUUCAUUACUUGCAGUGUAUUAAUAAUAGACUAAAGAUGGAAGCAGAUUCAAAGAAGAUUAAGGUAAAUGGUAACACUACAUCAUCAGCAGCAAUGCCGGCCAAUUCCAUGGUUGGCAUGGCUGACAGCACUUCAGUGAAUGGCUUGAAUCCAAGACAAAUGAUGGUGUUCAAUUUGAUCCGAGCCUCAACUCUAGAGCAGGGAAUAAGCAAGCAAGAUAUGUAUGUCACACUGAAAGAUUGUAUGUCACAAAUGGAGUUUGAGAAUAUUCUGGAAUGGAUGUGUGGUGAAGGUCACAUUUAUUCCACAAUUGAUGAAGAACAUUUCCGUGCCACUGAUGCCUUUUAAUACUGGGUCUCUAAAUAUUCACACUAUGAUUAAAGAUAACAAAGUUUAUUUUGAAUAAAACUCAU
Molecule: messenger RNA, 1020 nt
Organism: Papilio machaon (common yellow swallowtail)
Lineage: Eukaryota; Metazoa; Arthropoda; Insecta; Lepidoptera; Papilionidae
Gene: RPA2
Product: replication protein A 32 kDa subunit
Exons: 6
Coding region: 164-955 (263 amino acids)
Biological process (GO): DNA replication; nucleotide-excision repair; double-strand break repair via homologous recombination
Cellular component (GO): nucleus; DNA replication factor A complex; site of double-strand break
Molecular function (GO): DNA binding
Source: RefSeq, a predicted model, not a curated record